CAAAACCACCUUCAAAAAAUAGAAAAAAAAAAGAAAAAACAACGAAACACACCAAAAACCAAACCCCAGACUCUGGCCUCUCUCUCUCCUCUUUCGCUCAGUUAAUCAGAUAGAAAGAGCGAAACUGAGAUUAGUAAGAGAGAGUGGAUUUAAACAUCUGGCGCAAAAUUCUGAAAUUAAUCAAUCGAAAUUAGCCGUUGAAGAAGUAACCCUUCUUUCUUGUUCCCGCCAUGGUUACACAGGUGGUGGAGGGUGCAACAAACCCACCAUCCUCUUCUUCAACUCUUGACCAUGUUCAGAAAACCAAGACUUUGUUUUGCGCUCUUAAUCUUCUCUCUCGUGACCUCCCUCUCCCUCCUGAAGUCUUCGCCACCGUCUCUUCUAUCUAUCACGGUGAUGGUGCUGAUGAUGAUCCUGCCCUUUCGCCUUCUGACGGGGCCCAAUUGGGUGAUUCUGACCCUAAAUUGAAUAAACAGGAUUUAUCUGGUAUCUCUAGUUAUGGGGACUUGAUUAUGGAGUUUGAGGAUGCUGUGGUUAAGCAACGGCCGAGAUGCAUAUCCAGUAGCGCGCUGACAGAUUUGAAUGAGAGCCGUAUCCAGAGCAGAGUUGAGCAUCGGUUAACUGAACUUGAAGAGUUGCCUGCAAGUAGAGGUGAGGAUUUGCAAUCGAAGUGCUUGCUUGAACUUUAUGGUCUUAAGCUAGCAGAGCUGCAAAUGAAGGUUCGUUCUGAAGUAAGUUCAGAGUAUUGGCUACGCCUCAAGUGUGUUCAUCCUGAACAGCAGUUAUUUGAUUGGGGGAUGACACGGUUGCGCCGCCCUUUUUACGGUGUGGGACAUCCUUUUGCUAGGGAUGCUGAUGAUCAAUUGAGGAAAAAAAGAGACGCGGAGAGAUUAUCUAGAUUUGAAGAAGAGGAGAAGAACUACGUGGAGACUAGAAAAAGGAAAUUUUUUGCAGAUUUGCUCAAUGCGGCUCGUGAGUUCCAGUUACAAGUUGGAUCUUUUUCAAAACGCCGGAAACAGAGGAACGACGGGGUCAUGGCUUGGCAUGGUAGGCAAAGGCAACGUGCUACAAGGCAAGAGAAAAUGAGGAUGGAUGCUCUGAAAAAAGAUGAUCAGGAAGCAUACAUGAAGAUGGUUGAGGAGAGCAAAAAUGAAAGAUUAACUAUGCUACUUGGGAAAACAAACGAGCUUCUUGUUUCUCUUGGUGCUGCAGUUCAACGACAAAAAGAUGCUGAACAUUUUGAUGGCAUCGAGCCGUUAGAAGAGUCCGAUGCUGAUAUGCGAGAAUUGGAUGCCUCGAAAGAAGAUGAAGAUAUUGAUGCAAGUGAUGAAGAUUUUGGCAAGGCAGGCAAUCUACUUGAUGGUCAGAAGAAGUAUAAUUCAGCUGUUCACUCCAUUCAGGAAAAGGUAACGGAGCAACCUUCAAUGCUUCAAGGUGGAGAGCUUAGACCUUAUCAGGUAGAGGGGCUCCAGUGGAUGCUUUCAUUGUUCAACAACAAUCUGAACGGGAUAUUAGCAGAUGAGAUGGGAUUAGGGAAAACCAUUCAAACCAUUGCUUUAAUUGCGUACCUAAUGGAGGUAAAAAAUGUGACUGGUCCUCACUUGAUUGUGGCACCGAAGGCUGUUUUACCUAAUUGGGUCCAUGAAUUCCAGACAUGGGUUCCCAGUAUUGUCGCUGUCCUGUAUGAUGGACGACAGGAGACGAGGAAAGCAAUCAGGGAAGAAUAUUUUGCUGAGGAAAAAUUCUGUGUAAUGAUUACUCACUAUGACCUUAUCAUGAGGGAUAAGCAAUACCUCAAGAAAAUUCACUGGUAUUACAUGAUAGUUGAUGAAGGGCAUCGAUUAAAAAACCAUGAGUGUGCUCUUGCGCGGGUUCUUGUUUCAGAAUAUAGGAUUCGGCGUAGACUUUUACUGACCGGCACUCCAAUACAGAACAGCCUCCAGGAGUUGUGGGCCCUGCUCAAUUUUCUUCUUCCCCAGAUUUUUAAUUCUGUAGAGAAUUUUGCAGAGUGGUUUAAUGCGCCAUUUGCAGAUCGAUGUGAAGUUGCACUUACAGAUGAAGAACAGCUGUUGGUCAUUCGACGGCUGCAUCAUGUUAUUAGACCUUUUAUUCUCAGAAGGAAGAAAGAUGAAGUGGAGAAAUAUUUACCUGGGAAGACGCAGGUCAUAUUAAAAUGUGACCUUUCUGCAUGGCAGAAAAUUUAUUAUCAACAGGUUACAGACAUUGGCAGAGUAGGCAUGGAUUCAGAGAGAGGGAAAUCAAAGGGAUUACAAAACCUGUCAAUGCAGCUAAGGAAGUGCUGCAACCACCCUUAUCUGUUCUUGCCUGAGUAUAAUAUUUGGCGCACAGAGGAGAUAGUUAGAGCAUCUGGAAAAUUCGAGUUACUUGAUCGAUUGCUCCCUAAAUUGUAUAAAUCUGGUCACAGAGUUCUCUUGUUUUCACAAAUGACUCGUCUCCUGGACAUUCUGGAAGUUUAUCUGAGAAUGCAUAAGUACCAGUUCCUUCGACUUGAUGGGUCAUCUAAAACUGAUGAAAGAGGGACCUUACUUAAAGAAUUCAAUGCUCCAAAUUCUCCUUAUUUCAUCUUUCUUCUGAGUACUCGUGCUGGAGGUCUGGGACUCAACUUACAAACUGCGGAUACUGUGAUUAUUUUCGACAGUGAUUGGAACCCCCAGAUGGACCAGCAGGCAGAGGAUCGAGCCCAUCGUAUUGGCCAGAAGAAGGAGGUCAGGGUUUUUGUGUUGGUUAGUGUUGGAUCAAUUGAAGAGGUCAUUUUGGAACGUGCAAAACAGAAAAUGGGCAUUGAUGCCAAGGUAAUCCAGGCUGGGCUCUUCAAUACAACGUCGACAGCUCAAGACAGGAAGGAGAUGUUGGAAGUGAUUAUGCGUAGAGGAACAAGUGCACUUGGAACAGAUAUUCCAAGUGAGAGAGAGAUAAACCGGUUGGCUGCCAGAACAGAUGAAGAAUUCUGGCUGUUUGAGAAAAUGGAUGAAGACAGGAGGCAAGAGGAAAACUACAGAUCUCGUCUGAUGGAAGAUCAUGAAGUACCUGAAUGGGUAUACACCAUUAACACUGAUGCCUCAGAGAGAAGCAAAGGGUUUGAUCAUGAAGUGGGGAAGAUAACGGGUAAGAGGAAGAGAAAAGAGGUGGUUUAUGCUGACUCACUCAGUGACGUAAAGUGGGUAAAAGCUGUUGAAAAUGGUGAGGACUUGUCCAAAACAAUUAACAAAAGAAAGAAGAAAGAAAAUGCUUCUUCUGAGAACUUCAACUCACCAAACAAUAAUAAUAAUCAUGGAGUAUAUGAACUUGGGGAUGAUGAUAUAGCUAAUUUAAGUGAUGGAAAGAGUGAAGAAACUCCGAUAAGAAUGAAUGGGUUGAACUUUGGAACACCAGAACACGAAGAAGAUGGUGGUGGAAAUGGAAAUGGAAAUGGAAAUGAAAGUGGAAGUGGGACUUGGAAACUGACAUGGAAGACACAUAAGAAAAAGAGAUCAAGCUUUAAUGUUAUGGGGUCUUCUUCAAUGUCUGAAUCUUGUAGGGGACAGAGUACUAGUGGACGGGGAAACCGAUGGAGUUGAUUUGUUUACUGCCCUUCCCUGCCCUUUCCCUUAGAGGCAGUUUCACCUGGAUACUACUUCUACAGGGUUAGGUUCAUAGCCUGAUUGUCCAUCAACCUCUCAAGAGUAUGGACUAAGGUUCUUCAAGUUUAAAUAAAAUGUUGCGUAGUCCUCCGUUGGUUGAUUGGGUUAUAUUUUGUUUUCAUUAAUUUGUCAUUAGCCACUAUUUAGCGAUUAAUUGCCAACUUCCUAUUAUUCUACUUCUAACUAGGCAUUAUAUAAUGCUACAUAUAUUAUAUAAUUAAGGAAAUUGUAGCUAGUUUUGGUUUUAA
Molecule: messenger RNA, 3889 nt
Organism: Spinacia oleracea (spinach)
Lineage: Eukaryota; Viridiplantae; Streptophyta; Magnoliopsida; Caryophyllales; Amaranthaceae
Product: probable ATP-dependent DNA helicase CHR12
Exons: 12
Coding region: 231-3578 (1115 amino acids)
Molecular function (GO): ATP binding; histone binding
Source: RefSeq, a predicted model, not a curated record